AUGGCGGUGCCCGGUGCGGCACUCGUGCGAGCGCUGUGUAACAUCGGAGGUCGAUUAUGUCCGACAGGGGCAAAAAAUGGACAAGGUUACAGCUGGACCGGUGGGUGCGGAGGUGACCUCCGGAGGCGGUUCGGGACGAAAGUGUGGACGGCCAAGGAUCCCAGAUCGUCGGCGCCGCACGGCAGACGCGGCCAGCAAGACCCGAUGAAGGAGUUUCCGCAGCCGAAAAACCUGCUGCACAAGACCCUGUCCCGCUACCUGGGCCUGUCAGACCUGUCCCAGCACAUCCAGUACCAGUGCAGUGAUGGCGCCGUCAAGAGGGCCACGGUGACCCUCCUGUGGCCGGAGAAGAUGGAGGCGGAGGGGUUUGGGACCAGGAAGAUCGACGCCGAGCGCCGUGCCGCUGCCGCUGCCUGCCGCAUGCUGAAGGAGAUGGGAGUGCUGGGCUCAGGAAAUGAGAUUACUGAAAGGAGGGGCCAAAGAGAGAGGGAGCAGGAAGAGGAAGACGCUGGUACCCUGGACACCACAGACUUCCCCCCAGCCCCCCUGGACAGGACACGGGGUCCCCUGGGUGUCUCCAGUGCUUCUCAGGGGGACCCCAGUGUAGCCCAUGCCCUGUCUCUGUUCCCCAAGCCGAAAUCGCUGCUGUCACAGGUCCUCCAAGUCGCCACGUCUUCCUCCAGCGUUAAAGAGCUGAUGCAGUUCCACACUCGGGGCGGGAAGGUGAAGGUGUGUGAGCUGUCCCUCCGGUGGCCGGAGGAGCUGCGCUUCGAGGCAUCGGCGAGGCACAGGGUGGAGGCGGAGAGGAGAGCGGCCGCGCUGGCCUGUGUCAGGCUGAAGGAAAUGCAGCUUCUGGAUAAGAACAACAACCCCCUGACCCACGCCAUGUACCACCGGGACCAGGUGCGAGAGCUGGGGGAGAGAGAGAGGCGGCCCUGUGUCCUGGAGCUGCCUGAGCGGCUGGAGAACCGGCUGAGGGACUACCUCACUCGGUAUCCUGUGGAGGCCGAGAUGCAGAAGCUUUGGGAGGAGGAAGAGGAGGACAGCGCGGUCGAGCCGUUGAGUGAGGAAGACGAGGAUGACGUCAUCGUAGAUGCCAUCACGGGCAGGCGGUACCGCGAGCUGUCCCCGGAGGAGGCGGAGCAUCUGAGCCACACCCUGCAGCGGCAGUGGGAGGAGGCGGGGCCCGGACGGGGGGCGGAGCUGCCGGUAGACGCGCACCGCGAGCGCGUGGUGGCGGCCGUGGAGGCUGCGCGGGUGACGGUGAUCGCCGGGGAGACGGGAUGCGGGAAGACCACGCGCAUCCCCCGCUUCCUGCUGGAGGGGCGUGUCCGGGGCGGGGACGGGGCGCGCUGCAACAUCCUGGUCACGCAGCCGCGCCGGAUCAGCGCCGUGUCCGUCGCUCACAGGGUGGCACACGAGCUGGGGCCCGAGCUGCGCCGCUGCGUCGGCUACCAGGUGCGUUUGGAGAGCCGCCCCCCGGAGCGCAGCGGCGGGGCGCUGCUGUUCCUGACGGUGGGGGUGCUGCUGCGGAAGCUGCAGGGGAACGGGUCGCUGCGGGGUGUCAGCCACGUGCUGGUGGACGAGGUGCACGAGCGUGACGUCAACACCGACCUGCUGCUGGCCCUGCUGCGCUCCGCCCUGCAGGACAACCCCGACCUGCGGGUGGUGCUGAUGAGCGCCACCGGCGACACCGCCCGCCUCGCCCGCUACUUCGGAGGCUGCCAGGUGCUGCGUGUGCCCGGAUUCAUGCACCCCGUCCGCGAGAGGUACCUGGAGGAGGUGCUGCGGGAGAUGGGCCGCCCCCCGCCCCCCCCCUCUGCAGCCUGAGUCGGACAGAAAGGUGAGGGUGGAGAUGAUGCGACACCAGAUCUAGAUCUAGUGGCAGACGUGAUCGAACACAUUCACACUCGCGGAGAGCCAGGAGCAGUUCUGUGUUUCCUUCCGGGAUGGCAGGAUAUCCGGGUGGUUCAGCAGAGCCUGGAGGAGAGACCCUGGAGAAACACGGCUCUCAUUCUGCCCUUGCACUCUAGCAUGGCUGUGUCGGACCAGCAGGCCGUGUUCCAGCACCCGCCCGACGGCCAGCGCAAGAUCGUCCUGGCGACCAACAUCGCCGAGACCUCCAUCACCAUCGACGACAUCGUGCACGUGGUGGACGUGGGGGCGCAGAAGGAGCAGUACUAUGACCCGCGCACGAAGGUCUCCUGUCUGGACACAGUCUGGGUCUCGCGCUCCAACGUCACACAGCGCAGGGGGAGGGCGGGGCGUUGCCAGCCCGGCCACUCCUAUCACCUGUUCCCACGGCAACGCCUGGACACCAUGCCCGCCUUCCCCGUCCCCGAGAUCCUGCGCACCCCGCUGGAGAACCUGGUGGUGCAGGCCAAGAUACACAGUCCCCACAGCAAGGCUGUGCACUUCCUGUCACAAGUUCUGGACAGUCCAGACAAGGAGGCAGUACAAGAGGCUGUGAGCAAUCUGCAGGAGAUCGGGGUGCUGGACAGGGCGGAGCUUCUGACCCCCCUGGGGGAGCGUAUCGCCUGCCUGUCAUGUGACCCGCGGCUGGGGAAGGUUCUGGUUCUGGCGGCGCUGUUCCGCUGCGUUCUGCCUCUGCUGUCCAUCACAGCCUGCCUGACCCGCGACCCCUUCCUCAACAGCAUGCAGAACCGGGCCCUGGUCUCACAGGCUAAGGCCUCCCUCAGUGGCUCCAGUGGCUGCAGUGAUCACCUGGUGUUCAGCCGGGUGGUGCAGGGUUGGAGGAGCGCGCAGCAGGUCCGGGAGAGCAGGCAGGAGUACCUGGACACCUACACGCUGUCGGGAGCCAGCCUCCGCUUCAUUCACGGCCUGAUCCAGCAGUUCAGUGAGAACCUGCAUGAGGCGGAGCUGGUGGCCCGCUCCACUGACUGUCUGCGUCUGUCCUCCCAGUGUAACCAGUACAGCCAGGAGGAUGAGCUGGUGAAGGCCGUGCUGCUGGCGGGACUUUACCCAAAUCUCAUCCAGGUGAAGAGGGGCAAAGUGACCAAAGGGGGGCGGUUUCGUCCCGACAGCCUAACCUACCGCACUCGCAGCGGGCCCGUCCUGCUGCAUCGCUCCACCGUCAACAGGGAGGAGAAGGACCUCCCCAGUCGUUGGCUCACCUUCUUCACAGCUGUCAAAUCCAAUGGUAACGUGUUCAUCAGGGACUCGUCCUCGGUCCACCCGCUGUCCCUGCUGCUGCUCACCGACUGUGACAUCGCAGAGAGGGUGGCAGGGGAGCGGGUGGAGGUGUCUCUGGGGGGCCAGGCUCUGGUGCGCUGUGAGCUGCCCGUGCAGAGCUGGGAGCUGCUGUGGCAGCUGCGUCUGUCUCUGCAGGCCAUGCUACAGCGCCACCUGCAGGCCGGGCGCCACACCUGCGACCCCGCGCAGGACCGCCAGCUCAUCGGCCUGCUGGUGGAGCUGCUGAAUGGCACCGAGCAGGGGGCGGGCGACUCGCCCGACGGCACGGACUGACGCGAUCGCCCGCCUGCGUCACGCGUCACCCGAGGGGAGGGGUCAUCGGGCGCCCGGAAAAUGCAACGCUCGCUACCGGCCCUGAGGCAAACGCACGCGUGGAGCCUUGUGCAGGAAUGUACGGGAGAAGGUGCGCCGUGCGGCCAGGCUCACAGCUCUUUGUAUUGUCUGGAUGGGCUAAAUUCAGUGGACUCGGUGGGUGGGAUGAGCUAUCCACAUCACGUAACGAUCAGUGGAUCUGCACGGAACCUACACUGCCGUGAUUUAAAAGCAGAAUUCCUUACCUUAAGGUACCAGAAGGUAUUGAAAUAAACAAGGUGAAGAAUCUCAGAUGCAGAUAUGUAUUGAUACACAUCCGGGAUGAAUGGACAAAUGCUAAUUAGAUGGAUGGAUGAACAGCCAGCCGAGGUUCUCCUAUUCCCUGUCUCACUGCACUGACUGAUACAGGACAGAAACAGCACCAUAAGUAGGAGCUUUAAGCUUCCUUGCCUGAGGGACACUCAUGGAUUCUGUCCUUACUUGGGACACUUUUUCUGUGUGUGGUAAUGAGUAGGAUUGGCGGAUUUCCGCCUCUGUGUUUGAAAUACGCCUUAACCUCGAACGUGCCCAUCACAUUUUGGCAAACAUGAUAUGAUGUGUUACAGAGAGAUCUUCUCACUGGAAGGGUUUAGUGGGGGCACAGUGAUUAUAUUCAGUUGCCGGUCUGUCUUAAGAAAUUAAACAAAAGCCCAGUUAAGUGUUCACACAGCAUGUCCUUGUAGAAGAACGUGCAACAUGCGUCUUGUGUCGUUUUGCUGAAAAGAGGCACAUUUCAUACCUGAGUCAUCGCAGUCUAAUACCGUAAACUUUAAAGAUCACCUGAGUUAAUCACAGUUAAUUACAAUUACAAUGUCUGAUGGGGCUGAAUGAAAUAUCCAUCGAAAUCCUCUCGAUCUCGUAAAGCACGCAGUCUAGGCUGAAGAAUCCUUUCUGUGUGAAUGGGGUUCUGCAAUCUGUUAUCCGCUUUGCAUUCAAAGCUGAUUGGUUGGGCUGGGAGUUGCCCUGUGCAAAGGGCUUUCUGGGUAAAUAAGUAACAAUAAAAAAGAUGUCUGUAUUAAUGAUGUAUACGCAUGUUGAAAUGAAAAAUAAUUUAUUUCACCGGUUUCUCUGUAAAGCAGUCGUUUUGUUCGACGUGAAAGAGAUCCACAGAUGUUCAUGCAGUGGUGCAUUUCCUGGCAACCAUAGCGUUGUGUUCAGGGAAGCCGGACUGGUAACCUAUUGGUUAUAGGUUCAAAUCAAUAAAGU
Molecule: messenger RNA, 4770 nt
Organism: Megalops cyprinoides (Indo-Pacific tarpon)
Lineage: Eukaryota; Metazoa; Chordata; Actinopteri; Elopiformes; Megalopidae
Gene: dhx30
Product: DEAH (Asp-Glu-Ala-His) box helicase 30
Exons: 20
Cellular component (GO): intracellular anatomical structure; nucleus; cytoplasm
Molecular function (GO): ATP binding; G-quadruplex RNA binding; DNA helicase activity
Source: RefSeq, a predicted model, not a curated record